Lathyrus oleraceus (garden pea) is the source of this 1415-nucleotide messenger RNA. RefSeq lists its product as uncharacterized. The coding region runs from base 167 to 1201 and encodes 344 amino acids. Lineage: Eukaryota; Viridiplantae; Streptophyta; Magnoliopsida; Fabales; Fabaceae. The record is from RefSeq and is a predicted model, not a curated record. Gene Ontology annotation, cellular component: chloroplast. The transcript has a single exon.
GAUUGAUGAUACUUUUUCAAUGACAUUAGAGGGAAGUUAUAACUAUUAUCCUCCACCAUUGGUUGAACUAUUGUGAGACUGUGAUAUCUUAUCCAGAUAGAAAUUUAGAACAACUGUUUCAUAUCAAAAGUAUCUCUCUCACACACACAGCUUGUUCCUUUGUUAAAUGGCAUCGUCAUUCUACCAUCACUCAACUCAUUCACAAUCUACCAAAUUUUCCAAGCCAUCACCAUGCAUAACUGCAUAUUCCAAUAACAAAUUUACAUCUAUCCCAUUUCAUACUCAUUAUUUAUGCAAACACUACAACAUAUCAUGCAUCCCCCAAAAUCCUAAUGUUCCCCUCAAAGCUACAUCCACAUCCAUUAUCCACUCUUCACUCUCUUCCCUUAACCCACCCAUCUCAAAGGAAGAUGCCAUACUUCAAGCCAAAACAUCCCUUUCAACAGCCUUAGAGAAACCACUCAACAACACCAAACUAUUAGGCAAAAUCAAGAAACUGAAACAACCCAAAUACCGGGUCGAAAUCCCGGUCAUUAACGACUCACCAGAUUCGCUUUCCAAACUUGCUCUUGAUAUUUUUGGGGACAUUGAUAUACCCAUCAAAAGAAAAGAUUCUAUCAUUAAGUUCUUAAUCCUUUGGCCUAAUCCUAGCUUAAAAGAAGCUGCAGUUGUUGCCUUUGAGUCACAUUCAAGCAACCAAGUUGAGCACAUUGACAUUGUUUCAGUUGCCAAAACUGACCUCAGAAUGUUGAAUUCUGCUGAUGUGGUGAUAUUUUUGGUGCCAGAGAGUUCACAACUGUCUGUGGUGAAAAUGGUGAGUGAUGGGGUUUAUCCAAAGCCAGUGGUUAUGAUGAAUCCAAAAUGGGCAUUUGAGGAAGAGAGUAACUUUGGCAAUCUAAGUGGUUUUGUGAAUUCUUUUGAAGUAGUCUAUUCUUUUAUGGGAUUAGAGGUAAGAGGGUUAUUCAGCAAAAGAAAAGGUGUGAUUUUUAAGUGCGUGAAAGACGGGGUUGUGAGUCGAGAGACAUGGAAUGUUCUUGUUGAAGAAGGUGAAGAAAUGAAGGUGGUUUCUUCAUUCAAGGUAAGGCCUACCAUUGAUCAAGUUGAGAGUGUUUUGUAUAAUCUGAUGGCGAUCAAUUCACCGAUAACAAAGUCUGCGAAAUUCUUCAAGGGAUUGGUUUCUAAUAUGACAGGGAAAAAGUAAAUGGAACUGAUUCAUUGAAGAAUUGAUGAUCUUCAAGGUAUUUGAUUCAACUGAAUUAUGGAUAUAACAUGUUUGUGAAUAUGUCACAACGAAUGUAGGGCAAUGCUAUGAGUCUAUGACCAUUGUAAUUCUAUAACAUUUGAUGUCAUGUAAUUGCAAGAUACUACUUCGAUAAAACGAUAUUCGAUAAAAUGAUCCUUUGGUCUCUCUUUUA